GGUGGUAGUUGUGGCGGUUUGGCGUGUCGCUGGGCGGCCGUGAUCGCGCGCCACGAUGCCUGCGGUGUCGAAGGGCGAUGGGAUGCGGGGCCUGGCGGUUUUCAUCUCCGAUAUCCGGAACUGCAAAAGUAAAGAAGCAGAGAUAAAGAGGAUAAAUAAAGAACUAGCAAACAUUCGAUCAAAAUUUAAAGGUGACAAGGCUCUGGAUGGUUACAGUAAGAAAAAAUAUGUCUGCAAACUACUUUUCAUCUUUCUCCUGGGGCAUGACAUUGACUUUGGUCACAUGGAGGCUGUAAACCUGCUCAGUUCUAAUAGAUAUACAGAGAAACAAAUUGGAUAUCUCUUCAUCUCCGUACUAGUGAACUCUAACAGUGAGCUGAUUCGCUUAAUAAACAAUGCGAUCAAGAAUGAUCUGGCCAGCCGCAACCCCACCUUCAUGGGGCUUGCUCUGCAUUGUAUUGCUAAUGUGGGUAGCCGGGAGAUGGCAGAAGCAUUUGCUGGAGAAAUUCCAAAAAUACUUGUAGCUGGAGAUACUAUGGAUAGUGUAAAGCAGAGUGCUGCCUUGUGCUUGCUGCGUUUAUAUAGAACUUCUCCUGACCUUGUCCCCAUGGGAGAUUGGACGUCUAGAGUGGUGCAUCUCCUCAAUGACCAGCACUUGGGUGUGGUUACUGCAGCUACAAGUCUGAUCACCACUCUGGCACAGAAGAACCCAGAAGAAUUUAAAACUUCAGUCUCCUUGGCAGUGUCUAGAUUAAGCAGAAUUGUAACUUCUGCAUCAACAGAUCUUCAGGACUAUACGUACUACUUUGUUCCUGCUCCUUGGUUAUCUGUGAAACUUCUGAGACUGCUACAGUGCUAUCCACCUCCAGAAGACCCUGCGGUACGUGGUCGUCUAACAGAAUGCCUGGAAACUAUUCUUAACAAAGCGCAGGAGCCACCAAAGUCAAAAAAAGUACAACACUCAAAUGCAAAGAAUGCUGUGCUGUUUGAGGCAAUAAGCUUAAUUAUACAUCAUGACAGUGAGCCAAAUCUACUAGUCCGUGCCUGUAACCAGCUAGGUCAGUUCUUGCAGCACCGAGAAACUAAUUUGCGUUACCUAGCACUGGAAAGCAUGUGCACGCUUGCCAGCUCUGAAUUCUCACAUGAGGCUGUGAAAACACACAUAGAAACAGUUAUCAAUGCAUUGAAGACUGAAAGAGAUGUAAGUGUACGGCAAAGAGCUGUAGAUCUCCUGUACGCAAUGUGUGAUCGAAGCAAUGCCCAACAGAUUGUGGCUGAAAUGCUGAAUUACUUGGAGACUGCUGAUUAUUCCAUUAGAGAAGAAAUUGUUCUGAAAGUUGCAAUUCUAGCUGAGAAGUAUGCAGUGGAUUAUACCUGGUAUGUGGAUACAAUCUUGAAUCUGAUUCGCAUUGCUGGUGACUAUGUCAGUGAAGAAGUGUGGUAUCGAGUUAUUCAGAUUGUCAUCAACAGGGAUGAUGUUCAAGGGUAUGCAGCAAAGACUGUUUUUGAGGCACUUCAAGCUCCAGCAUGCCAUGAGAAUCUUGUAAAAGUAGGUGGCUACAUCUUGGGAGAAUUUGGAAAUCUGAUAGCAGGUGAUCCAAGAUCAAGUCCCCUUAUCCAGUUCAACUUGCUACAUUCCAAGUUUCAUCUGUGUAGUGUCCCUACUCGAGCUCUGCUUCUGUCUACCUACAUCAAGUUUGUGAACCUGUUUCCAGAAAUCAAAACUACAAUUCAAGAUGUAUUGCGCAGUGACAGUCAGCUGAAGAAUGCUGAUGUUGAGCUGCAGCAGAGAGCUGUUGAAUAUUUGAGGCUCAGUACUAUUGCCAGUACUGAUAUAUUGGCUACAGUGCUGGAAGAAAUGCCUCCCUUUCCAGAGAGGGAAUCUUCUAUUUUGGCUAAACUCAAGAAGAAGAAAGGCCCAGGCACAGUUACUGACCUGGAAGAGAUCAAAAAGGAGAGGAGCUCUGAUAUGAAUGGAAGCACUGAACCUGCCUCUGUCAAUGCCAGUGCUGUUUCUACUCCUUCUCCAUCUGCGGAUCUGCUGGGUCUGGGUGCUGCCCCUCUCACCAAUUCAGCUCCCCCACCGUCCUCUAGUGGUAGCCUGCUGGUGGAUGUAUUUUCAGAUUCAGCUUCUGCAGUUGCACCUCUUGCUCCUGGUUCUGAUGACAACUUUGCGAGCCCUGACCUGGCUUCAUCUGAGGUAGUUUCUGAGGAACCAGCUGAUACUGUGCAUGAUGCUGAUGAGCUUUUUCACAAGUUUGUGUGUAAAAAUAAUGGAGUCUUAUUUGAAAAUCAGUUGCUACAAAUUGGAUUGAAAUCUGAAUUUCGACAGAACCUGGGACGUAUGUUCAUAUUCUAUGGUAAUAAGACAUCAACACAGUUCUUGAAUUUUACUCCAACAGUAAUCUGCUCAGAUGACCUACAGUCAAAUAUCCUUAUUCAGACAAAACCUGUUGACCCCACAGUGGAUGGAGGUGCACAGGUUCAACAGGUUGUGAACAUCGAAUGUGUGUCAGACUUUAUGGAAGCUCCAAUCCUGAACAUUCAAUUCAGGUAUGGCGGAACAUUUCAAAAUCUUUCGGUAAAAUUACCCAUCACACUGAAUAAGUUUUUCCAGCCGACAGAGAUGUCUUCUCAAGACUUUUUUCAGCGUUGGAAGCAACUGAGCAAUCCGAAACAAGAAGUACAGAAUAUCUUUAAAGCAAAACACCCGAUGGAUGCAGAGAUCACAAAAGCAAAGAUAAUUGGCUUUGGAUCAGCCCUGCUUGAGGAGGUAGAUCCCAAUCCUGCUAACUUUGUUGGUGCUGGUAUCAUACAUACAAAAACUACUCAGAUUGGAUGCUUGCUGCGCCUUGAACCCAACCUCCAGGCACAGAUGUAUAGGCUCACACUACGAACAAGUAAAGAAGCUGUAUCUCAGAGGUUAUGUGAAUUGCUGUCAGAACAGUUUUAAUAUUAACCAUGUCAGUUUUUGGUUUUUCCAUUUAUAUCACUGUCAUCAUACUGCAAAUAAAUGUCUUGUACAUCA
This is a messenger RNA of Gymnogyps californianus (California condor), 3028 nucleotides long. It is a transcript of the gene AP2A2, whose product is annotated as adaptor related protein complex 2 subunit alpha 2. Gene Ontology annotation, cellular component: membrane coat; AP-2 adaptor complex. Lineage: Eukaryota; Metazoa; Chordata; Aves; Accipitriformes; Cathartidae. The record is from RefSeq and is a predicted model, not a curated record. The transcript is spliced from 23 exons. Gene Ontology annotation, molecular function: clathrin-cargo adaptor activity. Gene Ontology annotation, biological process: intracellular protein transport; clathrin-dependent endocytosis. The coding region runs from base 56 to 2953 and encodes 965 amino acids.